Messenger RNA from Dichomitus squalens LYAD-421 SS1, 501 nucleotides. RefSeq lists its product as uncharacterized. The record is from RefSeq and is a predicted model, not a curated record. Bases 93 to 272 code for a protein of 59 amino acids. The transcript has a single exon. NCBI's taxonomy places the organism in Eukaryota, Fungi, Basidiomycota, Agaricomycetes, Polyporales, Polyporaceae.
UCGAUGUGCUCGCUUCGGGGCAUCCGACGAACGUUCAGGUAAUAUGAUCGAGACUCCAGCUUUUCCAGACGCUUGUCUCAGUCCUUGGCUCUAUGGACAAAACUCUGCCUGUCCUGGCGACAGGGAAACUUACAAGUUACUUGCACCUGCUCUCUGUCUCUCCCGCGCCGGGCGCGGUGAUGCGCACGCACGAAACUGGACACGAAUAUGAACUUGUCAGACAACGGACUGUAACAUUAUCUUUAGAAUUACUGGCUCUGCAGUCUUGGUAGUAGUAGUUACAGUAGUAUAACUUAUCCUCUCCGCUCGGCACUCAAAUGUUGUACUCGCUAUCCGACCGUCUAUGUCCCCACACUCACAACACGAUCGCACCUCUCCACUCAGCUGUUCCCCCUCCCGCUGUCCCUCCUCUCUCCCUGCUAACCGCUGCUCUCCAAUGUCCUCCCUUGGUCUCUUAGCCUCCGUCGUCAUUGUCUAGUCGGAUUUCUACGGCAAUAUAAC